GUCUUUUUACCCAGCAUGCUAUUAGGUAAGUGUGUAUGCCCAUGUUGCCUCAUUUCCUGUGUUUGAGACUCAGUUGAGCGAGAGACAGAGAGGAGGAGAGGAGAGACAGAGGGGGAGGCUGGUUCCUGAUACCGAGACACAGAAAGGCAGAGCCAGGGGUGGAAGAAAGAGAACAGAGGAAUUACAUACAUAUACAGAGACAGCAACCACAAAUAUACAUAUAUUCUUAGUGUGCCCCUCGUUGCCAUAGCACCCUGGACCCAAAGCAGCAACAUUCUAAGAACCCUAUCUUCAUGGAUUAACAGGCACCAGUACCUGAGAGAAUGCACUGAGAGGAUCCCUACACACCCAGAACCUGCAGGAGGAGAACCCGCCAGAUUGUCAAAUGAAUAACAGGAAGGAAGACAUGGAGAUCACGUCUCACUACCGACAGCUCCUGCGGGAGCUGAACGAGCAGCGGCAGCACGGCAUCCUGUGCGACGUGUGCAUCAUCGUGGAGGGCAAGAUCUUCAAAGCCCACAAGAACGUGCUGCUGGGGAGCAGCCGAUACUUCAAGACCCUCUACUGCCAGGUUAAGAAGACCUCCGAGCAGGCCACUGUCACACACUUGGACAUUGUCACAGCGCAGGGCUUCAAAACCAUCUUGGACUUCAUGUAUUCCGCCCACUUGGCGCUGACCAGCAAAAACGUCAUCGAGGUUAUGUCAGCGGCAAGCUACCUGCAGAUGACCGACAUCGUCCAGGCAUGUCACAACUUCAUCAAAGCUGCCCUCGACAUCAGCAUCCGCUCUGAGUUGUCGGACGAGCUGGUUGAUUUCGAGAUGAACACGGCCACCGGGGGAAACAGUAAUGCGGAAGCGUUGGCGUCAAUGAUGUCAGGCAGGAGUACCUCUCCUUGGCUGGCACGGAGAACCAGCCCUGCCAAUUCCUCCGGCGAUUCGGCCAUUGCCAGCUGCCACGAAGGAGGGAGCACGUACGGUAAAGAGGACCAGGAGCCCAAAAACGACAGCCACGAUGACAUUUCUUCACAGUCGUUGUGGUCCAGUGAAUUCCGGCCUGUACAGGUCAAAGAGGAGCAGGUAUCCCCCUCGAACUACAGGAAAGAGGGAUCUACUUCUGCACAGGGGGAGCAGGGCAGCGGCGAGAGGUGGCAGCCAUCUGGGUCCGGGCGCAGGAAGAACCGGAAAAAUAAGGACACAGUGCGUCACAUCACACAGCAAGUGGAAGACGACAGCAGGGCCAGCUCACCCAUGCCAUCCAUCCUCUCUGUCUCUGGCUGGACCUACAACAGCCAGGAUAUUCCAGGUGCUGACGUAAUGGAGCCCAACAGCUCAGACAGCCGGGGAGACCGGUUAGAUUUCUUCAUGAAGCAGGAGGAGGCCCUGGCUGGAGAGGCCAACUACCUGUCCCAGUCUCUGGGCUCGGAGAAGGAAGAGUCGUUGAGCCAGGGGACCUCCGUGGCUAACCUGCGCGCAGCCCUCAUGAGCAAAAACAGCCUGUUAUCUCUCAGAGCAGAGAUGCUUGGAGAAGACAAUCCAUUGCUUUUUGAGUACUUUCCCAAAGGCACACACUCUUUGUCUCGGCCUGGCUCCUCCAACAACUCCUUGAAUCCUCGUCCAAGGGACACAUUUGAUAGCAAACAAGGGCCUACCUCUCCUACUCUGCCCCUGCACACCUCUGCAUGCGGGCCCUCGACUUCCCUUGGUCCCCUCAGUCUGCUCUCUGGGGAUCUUAUACCAGAUACACUGCCAAGGGAGGAGGCCGCUGACUCGUCACCCCUGCAGGUCAAGAUGCGUGAUGAAGAUGAUAUGCAGGAUUACGAUACAGGCCUGGAUGCGAUUCACUACUCAAGAUCUGAAGAUCAGAUGACUGACACAGAUACAAGCAAUAAUGAAACCGAGCUGUUAUUAAGCGGUACAAGCUGGUCGCAGGAGCUGACGUGUUCUUUAUGCAGGAGAUUGUUUGGCAGCCCGGAGAAACUCAAGGAACAUGAGAACCAGCACACCUUAAUGAUGGCGCUGUCCUUGGACGGUUUUGAAAUCGGGAGGCCCGCAGUGUCCAACCUUGCCAGCUUGGUGCCUCCUGGGCCACAGGGCCGCUAUUUCUGUUCCCAAUGCCCGUCUAGCUUUACUCUCAAAUCAAACGCUGACCGCCACGAGAAGACCAUCCAUUUCAAACGCAAGAUGAUGCAGUGUGACUUCUGUCUCAAGCACUUCCGCGACAGGACAGACCUCAACCGACACUUGUCCUCUGUACAUUCCAGAGAGCGCAUCUUCACUUGCAGCAUCUGCAGCAAGUCCUUCAGCACACAGAAAAACCUAGCGACGCACAUGAAAGUGUGUUACCAGAGCAAUGUGCAGACAGAUCUCCUCUGGGAAACAGCGGAGCGCAACGAAGCGACCAGCAACAGCUAACUCGUAAUGUCUAGAAAUGCUGGGCCUUGCGUGACAUGGUGUAUAAAUGAAAUGCAUAAAAUGCUGUUUUUCCUCCUGUAUUUUGUACAAUCUACACACUGUUUGUAACUUGUGUAUAAUACCUUAAUAAGAUAUUUAAGGUUUUGGUAUUCAAAAAUAUUUUACUACAAUAUAUUGGAACGCACAGUAGCACCUGUAUUCCAUUCUUUUGGAAUACAGGUUAUUUCAGGGAUGUAGUUUUUUUUUUUUGUUUGUUUGUUUGUUUGUUUGUUUGUUUGUUUGUUUGUUUGUUUGUUUGUUUGUUUUAAAUCUGAAAAUGAUCCUUUCUGAAGAGAUUGCACAGAUUUUUUGAGCAUGUAGGUGCUGGUUUGUUCUGACAGGUUGUGGUGUUUUUUUGUAAGGAACGGGCUAAUCAUAUAAAACUGGGUGGCUCGGUUUUCUAAAGCCUGUCUUUGUCCUUGAGUUUUCAGCCUGACACGGGUCACCAAGUAAAGUCAUUGUGUUUAGUCUUAUCUGCAUGUUAGGAUUAAGGGUUUCUCCAGUCCUUACCCUUGGAAGGUAAUACUGAAGCCGAGUACUUCGUGCAACAGCACCGCCUGCUGGAGCAUUACGGUACUAGCUUUUCUUUUUAGUGUUUGAAAAUCCCAAAGCAGGUCAUGACACAAUGAAGGGAAAAUGACAUUAGAGGUAAGCAGAGCCCCCCACCCCAGCUGCUCCCUUGACCCCACUGGUCCUUUCUGAGCUUACCUGAGUAAUUGCUAGAAUUGUCCCAUGUGUGCCCUGCCCUCUGUGACCCUUGCCCCUGGAUAAAGUGUAGGGGGAAGGGGUUAGGGCUGAAGCAGUGACCUCCUUGAACUGUUUCAUAAUCUAGUAGUGUCAAUAUGGCAUCAAUUCAUUAAGAAUAUGCAGUCUUAUGUCGGCACCACAUCAGGCUGUUUGCUUUCAGAUAACACUUUCUAUUGUUUGAUGUAAAUGGUUUAAGACUACUUGUGAGUUAUUUUUUUUUUUUUUAUCCCAAAAACAAUUGGAGGGCUCUUUCAAACAUGUUCACUUUAAAAACCAGAGAGAUUUAUUUCUAUCCCUUUUCUGGAUUUGCCUUUGGUAUGUUUUGUUUUUUCUUUGUAACAAUUUAGUAUAUUUUAUUUGGGGGGCACAGCUGUGUUCGAGGCCCCACACUUUGAAUUAUGGCAGCUAUGCAUAUUUUUAAAAGGUGUGUAUACGUAGGAGUGAUACAAAACUAUUAUCCAGGAGCAGAUACCUCUCCUUUUACUUUUCAAUAUGCAAAAAAAAACCUUGGUAUGAACAUCGCUGUCUUGGUCAUGGCUUUUUACUUGUGCUUUACCUUCAGAACCUCCGCAUAAAUCUAAUUCUAACUGGGCAUCUCGAAGAAGUUACGCUGCAUAAUGUGACUAUAGGUCUAUGGCUGUAGCCUGAUUGGCUGGGCUAAUAUCUUAGAAACCAAUUAGCUAAUUGUGAUGAAACUAUGCUGAGGCAUUCGUAAAAAGAAUUCUUUUUACACGCUGUGGCUGUAAGUCAUGAUGCCCUACUACAUCUGUAUCUUGUGAACUUUCUAUGUAUUUACUUUGAGAUUCUGUUCAUUGGUUGGGAUAGACAUGAUCAGUGUCGGUACCAUGGCACAAGUAACUGGCCCUUACAUUUCUAUACCUUUCGGCAGAAUAUGUAUUGGCUUUUUGCAUACUGUAGGUACAUGAAGAAAUGGCCCUCUUUGUUUGUGGUAUAGAGGAAUUGUGAUUUUGGCUUCUGGUGAUGAGGUCCCACACAGGUUGCCAGGGAUAAGGACUCGGGUUUUUUAGACAAUCAAAUUAAAAGUUUUCAGGCAUUUGGCACAUUCAAAAUGGACUAAAAAUCAAAUGGAAUUUAGAAACCAAAGGGGUGUGUUUUAUUUUUAUACAUGAAAUACCACAGCAAAUAGUUUGCUAGCUAGAUUUACACAGUGUGUAGACAAGCAAAAAGAUUCAUUUGAAUGAAAAACUUUGUGUAAAUGUGUCCAGUUCCUGAACUCAUGAAGCUAAAGUACUAAAUCUUAAUAUUUUACUAUCUGAUUACAUGUUUUAUUAAAUGCUGCUGCUAGAUUCAUAGUUUUAUAUUUAGGUCAUCGUGUAUGAGUCAUUGUUUGAGAUUAUUUUAUUAUAACUUUAAGAAAAUCAGAUCAGUGUUUGUGUAAACGUGUUGUACGGUUGUGACUUGGCUGUGGAAAGGGUUACAUUUAAAUGUGUGUCUCUUUAUUUGAAAUGUGUUUAAGUCUUAUUAAUAUUGUCCAGGGUUCUCUGCUCUAGUCAUUCUUGUAUAGGAGAAGUCAGUACAGCUCUUUGUAGUGGUAUGUGAUUUGGAAGGAGCCUUUUCUUCUCCUUCUUGCCCUUGGGAACAGUACUUUUGACUCUCAACAAAUCCAUAGAUAAAAGCCACAAAUGAAUACCAUUGCUUUUAUAGGGACAGAUGGUCUGUCAUGUUUUAUUUUAAUUGUAUUUAAAGCACACCAGCCCUCCUUUCCCCAUAACAGUAUGUGUAUUUAACCCCCUUAUGGCAUCAUCCAUAACUUUUAAAACACUCAUUCUAAAUUCUGAAUCUUCUUUGUACUGUAGAAGUCCAGUAGACAUUGCUAGUGUAGAAAUCCGGACAGCUUUGUGACCUGGAUAUUUCCAGAGAACACAAUGCAGAAGAUAAAUAAGAUGAAUUAUCUUAAUUACUUUAAUAGCAGAUUAUCCCCUCAUCCACAGCUUUCGGAAGCACUUAUUCUUACCCACAACAUUUUCAUUCACAGGACCACUGCCAAGGGUUGAGGGUUCAUUCAGCUGCUGUGCGUAUUACUGUGUUCUUAACUUCCUAGUUUUGUUAUUCGUAAAGUUAUAAAUCAUGUUACUUAAGCCCACCUUUUGUACUGUAUAUCAGAACUCUGGAUACUGCACUGUUUUUGAAUAUUAAUAAAACAUGAAUAUAAUAAAAUAUGUAUUUUUUAAACCACAGUAAUAUUUAGCUGUAGUCAUGUAUUUGUAUUUAAUAAGUGUAUGAAAUCGCACCAGGAUUGUGUGUGUGUGUGUUUGAAACUCUCAGGACUGUUGCAAGCGUUGCCGUGGUGAUUAUGCGCUCCCAGAACAUAAUGCAUCAUGUUUAUCUUCAUCCUUUGUCAUGAGAGGCAAUAUACUUUCACACAUUUAAUAACCUUUACAAUGUAAAAGGAGUAUAAUGGUCCUGUAUUACUUAAAAGGACCAGGAGCCUGAGCUUGCUUCCUGGUGAUUAACUGAAACUACAGAAAGCAUGUAACUUACAAUUCAUACAUAUUUCAAAAAAAAAAAAAAAUAUGACUUGAUAUAUUUAUUUUAUGUCUUCCUCCAUCUGCUUCCACGUAGUGAUCCCAAUCUCGUGUCUUGGUUUUUGAUUUUUUUUUGUACAUAGUCAUUUGGUGUUGAUUGCAAUGCUACUGGUUUCAUGAGGUCUCUAUGUAAAAACACCGAUUUGACCUUUCUUGAUCUGCUUACUGUGUAUGGGUCUAGAUCACUAGCUAAUUAGCUUCAUCGCUGUCUAAAUUAGAAAGGGCAGAGUGUUUAAACUUGCUUCUAAUGACCUGCUUUCCAGGAAUCAUUUCUCUCUGUUCUUGAAGCUUUUCCGUCCCUGUAAAACAGGUGUGUGCAGUUAAUUUGUGUAGCUAUUACUUUUCCUUAACCUAAACAGUUCAGUGAAUUGAGCAGAAUCUGUGAACGGAUGGAAGUUUGCUAACUCUGUUGGCUUGCUGGGCUGUAUACUGUGCAUGUAAUCCAAAUGCAUGAAACCGUGAUUUGACUGCCUGAAGCAGAAACAGCUUGAGCCAGACUAAAUAAAUGGGGAUGUUUUGAAGUGACCUGGCAGCUGGAGAUAAAUGUGUGUGUUGCUU
Messenger RNA from Acipenser ruthenus (sterlet), 6303 nucleotides. RefSeq names its product zinc finger and BTB domain-containing protein 46-like. Gene Ontology annotation, molecular function: protein binding; DNA-binding transcription factor activity, RNA polymerase II-specific; RNA polymerase II cis-regulatory region sequence-specific DNA binding. The transcript has 7 exons. Gene Ontology annotation, biological process: regulation of transcription by RNA polymerase II. The coding region runs from base 386 to 2413 and encodes 675 amino acids. The record is from RefSeq and is a predicted model, not a curated record. Lineage: Eukaryota; Metazoa; Chordata; Actinopteri; Acipenseriformes; Acipenseridae.